Molecule: messenger RNA, 2358 nt
Organism: Chaetura pelagica (chimney swift)
Lineage: Eukaryota; Metazoa; Chordata; Aves; Apodiformes; Apodidae
Gene: LRRN4
Product: leucine rich repeat neuronal 4
Exons: 5
Coding region: 1-2358 (785 amino acids)
Molecular function (GO): protein binding
Source: RefSeq, a predicted model, not a curated record
AUGUUUUCACCUUUGCUUCUCCUCUCUCUGCUGGUGGGGAACACAGUAUCAUCAGGCCCAGUGAGCAGAGCAGAGCUUGUAGCAUCCAGGGAUGCCACCACCUUUUUCCAGCUGGCUCAGGAAGACUCUUGGGAGAAUGUUAAUCUCACCAGCAUCAUGUCCUGUGAGGAUUGGAAGAACAGGACCUGGAUCAGGCUGCAGCUGACCAACAGCAGCCUGACAGCUUUCCCCGUCUGCCUUCCAGAGGCCCUGGAGACCCUGGACCUCAGCAACAACUUCUUAGAAGAGGUGAAUGGGACGGAGAUAGCAAAUCUCAAGCGGCUGCGCAUCCUCUCACUGAGGCAGAACCACCUCCAGGCAGUCAGAUGGGGAUCUGAAGCCCUCAGCAGUCUCCUCUCCCUGGACUUAAGCUUUAAUAAACUGACAUUUGUGCCAUCAUGCCACAGCUCUGCCUUUCCUAACUUGAGGUGGCUGUCCCUGGCUGGAAAUCCACUGAUAGAAAUCCAGCCACUGGCUUUUUCCUGUUACCCUCACCUACAGUUCCUGAACCUCUCUGCAACACUGCUUGGGAAGGAUGACGGCAGGGGAAUUAGGGAGUCUGCUUUUGCCAUUAGCACAUCUCCCACUGAGGCCAUAAACAAACUUGGAAACACCAUCAACAUGCUUGAUCUGAGUGAGACCUUUCUUGAGAAACUUCAACCAGAGUGGACCAGAGACUUGUCCAGCCUCAGAUCACUUCACCUGACAAAGAUGCCACGAUUAAGAAGCCUCGAUACUGACUUCCUCAAUUCCAUGCCUGAUCUCCAAGAGCUGAACUGUCAAGACUCCCACUCACUGGGUUUCAUCAGGACAGAGAUGUUUGACAGUGCGCCUCAUCUGAGCCAUCUCUCAUUUGAGAACUGUAACCUGAGCUCCUUUAAUCCUUGGAAUAUCAAUUCAUCGGGUAGCAUCACCAUCAACUUGUACGGAAAUCCUCUGCUAUGCGACUGCCAACUCUCCUGGCUGCUCUCCAGGACCAAAAGCGUUGUGCUGCAAAAGGCUUCGGAGACUUUUUGCAAUACACACCAGGAAGACUGGGACAAACCUUCAACAUCUGUUUCACUGCUUGAGCUCCAUGAUAAAUGCCAGUCUGUGGGAAAUGUUACACACCCAAAUUCAAACACCUCCCUUCCUGAACAUGAUGCUGUCAGCCUCACCAGUUACAAUGCCACUCCUGCAGUAACAACAGACUCUGCUCUGCUAACCAAAGACACUUACACCAGCUCCCCAACUCAGAGGAAGGUAAUGAGCACAACAGCAGCCAACCCAACUGAGCUCAUGCUCACAAAGGCCAACAUUUCCUCCCAGGAAGAGGAGGCAGCUUCCAAAUCUACAAGCCACCCCCCUUCUUUUGCAUCCAUAACCACCCCACAGAGUUUUCUCAAAGAGUUCCGUAGUCAAUCCUCAGAUUAUGGCUCCACAAGUCAAACUGAAACAUAUGAGCUGAAGGGAGAGCUCAGAACAACCGAGGUGACGUCUCCCCGGGAAGGUCCAUUCAACCAGCCCACUACAGAUUAUUCUACUAGAGCAACAGCAAAACCCAAUGCCACUGACCAUUCUAUCUACCCCUUUGCCAUUCACACAGGGGGAGCUACAAGCCUACCACAGGUGAACUCCACAAGGACCAGUGCUCGGCCAGAGCUGGUGUCCACCAGGUCACUGAUACACUACGUAGAUGACUAUGACUACAGUGAGCAGCCGAUGGAAACCCCAGUGCAAGUUGCAUAUGUCGCCUGUGACUACAACCCUUGCAGACACCUUCAGAAGCCAUGCAGUGAACUUCAGAGUGUAUCCCAGUGUCUAUGUCCUGGCAUGUCGAGGGAAGAUGAGGUUCCAGAUCCACCAACGCUCAGAGAGGUGUCUGAAGUUACAGACAGCUCUGCACAGAUCCGCUGGUGCGCCCCAAAUUCAGUUGUUCAAACCUAUGAGCUGAUGUUUCAUGCCCAGGGCAAGGAGGACAGAAAGCUUGUCCUGGACAAUAUUUAUUCCACAGCAAGGCAGCACACGCUGUAUAACCUAUCACCAUACACCACGUACCACAUCUGCGUGACUGCUUCUAACAAAGCAGGGUCAAGCCAGGCAGUAAACCAGGGAAUUGCAGGUAAUUCAUGCACCAAAUUUAAAACAAAACCCAGCUACAAGUCUGUCUUUGCUGCUCUGUCUGCAGCAAGUGGACUCUUUCUUAUUUCCACUAUCGUUUUGUCUCUGUGUCUGCGUAAGGCAUGCAAAAAGCCUCAGAGUGAGCAAUAUGGCACACACUUGGUCUCUUAUAAGAAUCCAGCAUUUGAUUAUCCGUUAAAACUACAGACUACUAAUUAG